This is a messenger RNA of Sporothrix schenckii 1099-18, 606 nucleotides long. RefSeq lists its product as uncharacterized. The record is from RefSeq and is a predicted model, not a curated record. Gene Ontology annotation, molecular function: DNA binding. The transcript has 2 exons. The coding region runs from base 1 to 606 and encodes 201 amino acids. Lineage: Eukaryota; Fungi; Ascomycota; Sordariomycetes; Ophiostomatales; Ophiostomataceae.
AUGUCCGUGUCAACCCUCUUGCACCCAAAGGGACCAUCUGAGCAGGUCACAACAUCUCCAUCCCAGGGUCAUCCCGGCCAGACAUUUGGAUCUCCAUCGAGCGUCUCAUCUCCAUCGUCCUCCUUCGCAUCAACGCCGAUGGCUACGAUGAUGGAAUCACCGGCCACGGCGUACAGCGACAACCUGUACCAGGUGGCCAGCCGGAGCCAUAUGGUCAGCGGGUCGUCCCAAGGCCCGUUUGUCGAAUUCGCUCGAGCGCAUCCCAAAGGCGCCGUCCGUUUCCGCCCGUUCGAGCACGGCCUCAAUGCCACUGCGAGACGGAGUAUCGAGGAGUUCCAAAUUUAUCCAUUCGAAAGCAUCGAGGAGUUUUGUCGACACAUCCCGUAUGCCAGCGGCAAGAAAGACUUCUUUGAAAAGACAGGCCGAGAAAGCUUCGAAGUCUUCCAAUAUGUCUUCAAGGUCCCAGGCGAUGACAAAGAGUACCACGUCAUGUGGGACUACAACGUCGGCCUCGUUCGCAUGACCCCGUUCUUCAAGUGCUGCAAGUACAGCAAGGUACGUGACAACAGCGUCGGUGUGGAGCAUGAGCACCCAAAGAUGAGAUGA